UUUAACAUUCUACGCGUAUUUCUGUUUCUUCUGCCUUCGCGCGCAGCAUCGGAGAAGAAGCCCUAACCCUAGAGUUUCUUUCUUCGCAAAUCCUUGCCUUCAUCUUCUCCUUUGAAAACCCUAAUCGUGGUCCGAAGAGUCACUGAACGGCGGGCUUCUCGUAAUUGGGGGGAUGUCUCGAUGCUAUCCGUACCCUCCUCCGGGAUUUGUGAAGGACGGGGGGCCGUGGUUCGAUUGUAUUAAGCUCCAAAGAGAAAGGGAGAAGAUCAAAACAGAAAUAAAAAAAGAGAAGAAGAGGGAGAAGAAGGAGAAGAAGGAGAAAAGGAAAUCUGAUAGAGGAAAAGAGAAACCCACUGGUACGGGUCAUGGCAAAAGAAGAAAGCUUGAUUACCAGAAGUAUGACCAACUAGAGCGAAGUAGAGAAGAGUCACAAGGUGCUCAUAUUCAAAUACAAAUUGAAGCUGAGGCUGAACAAUUGGAAAGGAGUGGUCUUACUGAUGAACAUGAGCAGCCAACCUGUUCUAUAAAUGUUUGCUCGGACAGCCUUCAGGGAAGCAACAAGUGGAUAAGGGACACCUCACCAACUAGUGGCCUCCGCAGCCAUGGAGCCAUUGUCCGGAUUCGGCUGCAUUCGAAGGACCAGGAUAAUGAGAAGGUACGCUCUACUACUGGAAGGGUUGAUGAUUUUCAUGCUCAACACAAGAAUGGAAGUGUCAAACUUCCUAGUCAAGAACAGGGCUGCUUUACUAAUACCAAGGAAAAUAUACUUGCUGAGAAGCUCACUAUUAGGCCAAAAAAGGAAGCAACCUGUCCGGUGACUGGUAGGCAUGAAACAACAACCUCAUACAAAUAAUUGAGAACUGGGUGCCACCCCCGCCCCAGUAUCAUCAGGGAAACGAUUUCAGUGAUGAUGAAGAAUGGCUUUUAAAGACGCAGCGGGCAAACAGAUAUGAGUCUGAAAGAUAUGAAGCUCGGAACGAUGCCAUUGGUUGUAGGAGUCCCAUGUUGCGGCCACACGCCUAUUACUUGCCGGAAGCUGACGUGCAUGCAUUACCCUACACGGUUCCAUUUUGAUUCUUCAUCCCCUUUUUUUUUUUUUUUUUUGGUUUGGGCAUCCGCGGCUUGUACAUUUGAGUUGAGCACUACAAGAAAUUUUGAUAAUUUGAUGGUUCUCGAGAGUAAUUUUUUGCAAAUACCACCUAGACUCAUUGUUGAUC
This is a messenger RNA of Juglans microcarpa x Juglans regia, 1217 nucleotides long. RefSeq lists its product as uncharacterized. The record is from RefSeq and is a predicted model, not a curated record. Bases 173 to 853 code for a protein of 226 amino acids. The transcript is spliced from 4 exons. Lineage: Eukaryota; Viridiplantae; Streptophyta; Magnoliopsida; Fagales; Juglandaceae.